This is a messenger RNA of Thalassophryne amazonica, 3653 nucleotides long. Its product is annotated as MOB kinase activator 1B. The coding region runs from base 253 to 897 and encodes 214 amino acids. NCBI's taxonomy places the organism in Eukaryota, Metazoa, Chordata, Actinopteri, Batrachoidiformes, Batrachoididae. Gene Ontology annotation, cellular component: cytoplasm; nucleus. Gene Ontology annotation, biological process: hippo signaling; positive regulation of protein phosphorylation. The record is from RefSeq and is a predicted model, not a curated record. Gene Ontology annotation, molecular function: protein kinase activator activity. The transcript is spliced from 6 exons.
GCGUCUUGCCUUUAUCGUUAGAUGAAGAGGAAAAAAAAAGGCAUCUGGGAUUUUGGGACUCUGAGCUGAAUACUGAAUACAGCGUUUUUCCUGUUUCGGUGAUCUUAGUUAUUUCGUUUUUCUCACAAAGGAUCACCGAAAAGACAAAGAAGUCCCGAGAACGUCGUAGAUUUAACACUUUUUUGACAAACACUCCCUUUGGUCUUCUUUCACUUCGCUCGUCAUUUCUAUUCUGCCGUCUGAAGAGGAACCAUGAGCUUUUUGUUCCGUUCAACCAAGACGUUCAAGCCCAAGAAGAAUAUCCCCGAGGGCUCUCAUCAGUACGAGCUGUUGAAACAUGCAGAGGCCACAUUGGGAAGUGGAAACCUGCGCAUGGCGGUCAUGUUGCCUGAAGGAGAAGACUUGAAUGAGUGGGUCGCAGUCAACACGGUGGAUUUCUUCAAUCAGAUCAACAUGCUCUAUGGCACCAUCACAGACUUUUGCACAGAGGAAAGCUGCCCAGUCAUGUCUGCUGGUCCGAAGUAUGAGUACCACUGGGCUGAUGGAACAAACAUCAAGAAGCCAAUCAAAUGCUCUGCUCCCAAGUACAUUGAUUACCUCAUGACCUGGGUGCAGGACCAGCUGGACGACGAGACGCUUUUCCCUUCCAAGAUCGGCGUCCCCUUUAAGCGAAACUUUAUGUCUGUGGCGAAGACCAUCCUGAAGCGCCUGUUCAGAGUCUACGCCCACAUCUACCACCAGCACUUUGACUCGGUCAUGCAACUACAAGAGGAAGCUCACCUCAACACGUCAUUCAAACACUUCAUCUUUUUUGUUCAGGAGUUCAACCUGAUUGAGAGGAAAGAACUGGUCCCUCUACAGGAGCUGAUUGAAAAACUGACAACCAAGGACAGAUAGAUAAACAGCAGUGUAAUCCUUGUUUUUAUUGGUCUCCCAGUUUUGCACAGAUACCCACCACAUCCUGGCUGUAUGUAUGCAGUAUAUACUAUAUUUCCAUAUGGGAAAGAUGUUUUAAUGAGGCCAGGAAGAAGGAAGGGUCUUGAUAAGUUAUGGCACCAGGGCUAACGAUAUCAGGGAUUACACACUAAAUUGAACAAGCUACAGUAAAAGAAACAGUAACCGAAAAACACUUUUAGCUCAAUUGGGGGGAAAAAUCUCCCAAAUUUAAAAUGGUAUCGAUCUUUUUGUUUUAUGUUUUACACAACUUUUUAUUGCUUUUUUCCACCCCUCUUCUCCACUUUCCCCUCAUCUGGACUUUUGUCUAUUUUGUUAGAUUUCCAGUUCCAAGUCCCCCACAGUUGAGACCCGUGAGUAGGCAAGAUUGCUGUAUCACAUUUGUUUUAGCCAAUUCAACAGUAGUAGCCCGAUGUACUUUCCAUCUAUCGACAGACAGCUGGGUAGCCAUUUGCUACAUUUGAAUAAAUUAAAUGUCCACAUAUGUCAAUAUAUCAAAGGAAUCCCAAGUGCCUGGCAUGGCUGAUAGUCACCACUGCGCCAAAAGCGAGGGCUGUAAAAUAAAGGCCAUAUAGUCACUGACAUUAAAACGACUCAUUACACAUCCGCCUGUGUGUCCAUGGCUUUAAAUUUGUCAUGGCACCUCUGUUCUUCUUGUAUUGUUAUUUGGUUCAAAUAGCAUUUUCUCUGUAAAACUGUCCUGUUCACCAACCGUGUCUUUAUUUGGGUAGAAAAUCUUCUUUGCCACUGUCCAGGAUGUGAUAUAUGAAUGUGUGAAACUAGACUACUCAAAGAGGAGUUUUUCUGAGAAUUGCCACAUUUCCAGAUGUGCAGCGUACUGCUAUUUGUAUGGCUCAUUUUCAUUGACAUGGCAUGUUUGACAACUGAUGGGCUCUGUUAAAAGAAAGCAGUAGCAUAUGCUGUCAUAUUAGCGGCUAGCAUGGGCAUAUCUGGUUACGCUAACUGUCGUUCAAGGAUAAGUUCAGUUUUUUCAGCACAGACACUAAUAUUUAUUUUAUCACUUGGAGCAAAAAUGAAUUUAAUCUGCGCUAUUUAUUUAGAACACAAACCUUACACCAGCAAACAUCAGCUAACUGGCUAAUUAUUGUUAAUGGACGGGUGAUAACUGAGUAAACCACUUUUUUCCCACCACUGAACAGGGAAAACAGGGAGUGUGUGGUUGCACGGACCGUUUCCACGCAGGGCUAAACGUGUGCACAUUUACUCCAUUUAAAUGUAAAUAAGCUUUUUAAAAAAAAAACAAAAAAAACAUUUAUAUCGUUAGCUGCUUACCUUUAGUCAUCCUCCAUGCAGCUGUUCAUUGAACAUUACAGGUCGACUGCCUAGAGGCGCUUGUUUUGUAAGACCAAGCCGAUUGAGUUCAUAUUUCCCCCAGUGAAAAGAUUGUGGGGGGAAAAAGAAAACGCCUCGGUAACUAAUGGUUAGUGGUUGGUUCUAACCAUAUAUCAGUCCAUCAACAUCACAUCUGGAAAUCCAGUAAUUCCUGGAAAACUUUUAUCUCUGAUACCAUAGUGUGUUGUAGCGGGACCUAAAAAUAUAAAUUGUAGUGUUUUCUAGCAACAUUUUCCUGUGUAUCCCCAUGCCCAUUUCUUCCUUUUAAUACUGUAAUUUUAAGGGUCUUUGAAAAAUUUCUAGGGAUCUAAAAGUCUGUACUGUAUAUAUGGGGCCAUAAUUAGUUGUGGAAACUUUUAUUCAAAGCCACAACCUCUACAUUUUAGAGGAAAAAAAACCCAGCAACUUAAAAAUAAACUAAAAAUUAUCUUUGGCUUUCAUUACAUCCCUUGUUUUGCUGUCCGUGAAGCACUUUGAACAGUUCUGCUGACCUCGUGGCUGAAUGUGUUGAUUCUGCUUGGGCUGCUUCAUGAGAAGCUGGUGUCAUGUGAUUGCGCAUAGAUCCUCCCUCACACAGUUCUCAAAAAAGCGAAUGUUGAAUUGCUUAACCUCCUCUGAAAUAGGCUCUAAGGCACAAGUGAGAUUUUGUAUGUUUUUUUUUUUUUUCCUAUGAGGUUGUUUGUUGCAGUGCUGCAAACAGCGUAUGCAUGAACCUUUCGGAAGCGCCAACUGUAGUUUACUAUGCAAGAACUAAAAAUGCUCAAAGGUAUUCGGCUCAUUUAUACUUUGUGUUUGUCCUUUAUUCCUUUUCAUUUAAAGUGCUAGCAUUUCUGGUGUAAAGCAAAUGUUUUCACCUUUGAAAUUUUGUUUUAAUAUAAAGUGACAUGAAUAUUUUCUAUAGCUUAAUAUCUGAAUUUUCCCAGAAAUGCGUUGACACAAAAAUGCGCACAUGUAAAUACCGAGGUUUAGACCCAUCUUAAAUUUUUUUUUUUUUCUUUUUUGCUAGGCAUGAAGUCGUAGCUUUUGGUUUCAAGAAUUCAUUGUCUUUUUUGUGGCUGUUUUCUGUUGCUGUUUAGGUUUAUUUUAAUCAUCAAUAUUUUCCACUUCCUUAGCUAACGAUUUGAAUGUUGUGACUCACCAGAUACCUGAAAAUGUAAGAAUCAGUCAUGCUGAACACUUCCAUCCUUACAUGCCCGUAACAGCAUGUUGCCUACAGGUCUUCUCCUCGACUGUAUAACUGAUGAAACGUUUGUAAAUAAUGAAUAAUGUCUUGAUAGGGGAUUUAAUGCUACUGAACUGAAUUAAGCUGUUUACAAGGCAAAUAAAGGUGGUCUUGACUCUUUGAA